GUAGGAAACAAAGACAAAAAUAUUCAUGCAGGAGAUUCCUAUACCGGGUCAUAUCUUUUAAAGGCGGCAUCUAUUCAUGAUUAUUGUAGAAGUUUUUACAAUCUUUGUGAUUCAAGAUCUGCUCGUGGUCCACCAGGACCUCCAGGUGUUCCUGUCGAUCGUGGUCCCCCGGGUCCCCCUGGACCACAAGGACCAAAAGGAGACCAAGGACAACCAGGUGAAAGAGGACCUCCCGGAAGAUUUGGUUUUGAUGGCAUCGCCGGAACCCCAGGCGACAAAGGUGAGCCAGGCGAAAAGGGUGACAGAGGCCUGAUUGGUUUUGAUGGUCAAAAGGGCGACAUUGGUUACCCAGGACCAAAGGGAGACAAAGGAAAUAUCGGUCCCAUUGGUGCAAGAGGAUCAAUCGGUCCACAAGGUCAUCCAGGUCCUGAAGGUGUGAAAGGACAUGUGGGAGAUGAAGGAAGACGUGGUAAGACUGGUAAGGAGGGGCCAAAAGGUGAUAAAGGCAACAAGGGCGUUGACGGUAUUCCAGGUGUACCGGGCUUCAAGGGCGAAACUGGGGUUACUGGAGAGCGUGGACCACCCGGAUAUGGUAUUAACUGUAUCUGCGAAAAAGGAGACAAGGGAGAGAAAGGACAAAGGGGUUUAGUUGGUUUUACUGGUUACAAAGGAGAUGAUGGAAUUCCAGGCCAAAAAGGAGAUCGCGGUUUUGGUUUGAAGGGAGAACAAGGACCGAUAGGCCCUCCAGGCAUUCCGGGUCUUAAAGGUCAGAAGGGAGACUGCGAUGUGUGGUCAAAAGAGAAAAAGGAAUUUCGAGUUGUUAACAUCGACCCAAAAGAUGGUAGCAACAAUCAGCUAAAUGACAUACCGCAACAAGAUUAUCAAGCUCACGAAGAUGGAAUUAAACAAUCAACCGGUCAUGGAUCACGUGGAUCAAGAUCAAGUGGAACUAACUCUGUCAACCAUGCUUCGAGGACUAUAUGUUCAUUGAUACAAUACAUGAUCAUGUUUCUUCUACACUUGUUCUCACAUCAAAGGAACUUCAGUUUUCAUAACUGAAAACAACAGAAUUGCGGAUCGAUCGGUACAAGAAUUGUGAAAGGAGGACGAAAAAAUAGUUUUGUGAAAAAAAAAAUAAGAAAAGAAAGAAGUAAUGCUUAUAUUGGAUGUUUACAUGUAAAAAGCGGAAGGAAAAUGUUGUUACUAAUAUUAUAAAAAAUGCAAGAAUUCCUGGGAGAUUACUUGCACAAUGUGCAUAAGUUAUAUUGAAGGUUAUUUGAUACUCUUUUGCUCAUUUCAGAUGUUUAUGAUUUCUCGGCAAUUAGUUGAGAAAGUCUUUUUUAUUCAUAUUAAUUUAUGUAAAUUGCAUCUUCAUAUAAAAUGGUGAUUUAGCAUAUAUCAUGCAGUAUUGUGUGCUUAUAAAAUGUUUUAUCAACUAACGGUGUAUUGUUGAAAUGAUGUCAUGAAAAUAUUACUCAGAAUAAGAAGUUGAUCAGUAAUUUCACGUAAAAUAAAAACUGUUAUGUUAAAUUAAGAUAUUUGUUUUAUGCAAGUCAUUAAACAUGUAUAUGUGUAGCAUCUUUAGACUAGGAUUUCACGAUGCAAUGAAACAAUGGAGCGUGUUCAACAUUCUAUCAAAGGAAGUUGAACGCAAGUUGCGAUGUCUGUGAUACUUUGUAUUUAUCUAUAUACAUGUAUAGUAAUUUCCAAAAUUCCAUAAUCUUAUUUUAAUAUAUUCAACAUGCUGCAGAAAAGGUACUUUACAUUAUUUCAUCAAAUCAAACAUGUAACCUAUCCCGUUCAGUUAAAUAGAUAUGUAAGUUUUCAGACAUAACCAUCCUAGACAUCAUGAUUUAUAUCAAAAGAGGAAGUAUGUCUGACUUUCAAACAGCAGCAAAUGAAAACAACCUUAACAAAUUAUAAAAUAUCUCAUAGACGAAAUAUGUUGAGUUAAGAAGAGAAAUAACUGGGAAAACACAUUAUACGUAUUUACAUUUUGGAACCAUGCUAAACUAAGAAACAAAAUGAAGAUAGAAUGGGAAUGGCGGCCUGGCCGAGUGGUAAACGCAUCGGACUAGUAAUCUAGACCGCGUGGAAUCAA
Messenger RNA from Ruditapes philippinarum (Manila clam), 2101 nucleotides. RefSeq names its product collagen alpha-1(IX) chain-like. The transcript has 12 exons. The record is from RefSeq and is a predicted model, not a curated record. Lineage: Eukaryota; Metazoa; Mollusca; Bivalvia; Venerida; Veneridae. The annotation marks the transcript as partial.